CAACCCCAAUCCUUGCCUUUUUUUCCCUGCAAAUCCCAUAUCCCAUCUAUAUCCUUUUCAUUCUCAACUGGAAAGAUCUCUCCAUAUCAGCCAUUUUUAACACUCCGAGAAUUGUCGGAUUGGUACAGAGGUGUUGAUCUUCAUCUAUUGGAUCUUUACAGCAAAAGGACAUGAGAUCAUCUAUUGGAUCUUUACAGCAAAAGGAUAUGAGAUACGGACUUCCAGAUCAACCAAAUAACAAAGGUUAUUCAACACUGAAGGAUUGUUAACUGAUCCUUCUUCAAACUAGCUAGAAAUAGAGAAAAAGACCUUUAAAGUUCAAUUAUCCAUAACUGUAGAUUAUGGUUCUUUGAUUGUUGAUUAUGAAUGAGACAGAGAUAAGGGGAGAGUUACAUGGAUCAUAGAUUCAUGGAUGCUUUUGCUGGAGAAUGAGUUUUUAUUUUUUAUUUUCGCGGAAGAAGAGAGGUUGCUGAAGAAAGGGAGCUGAUACUGCUCCGUCAAUUCCCUUUGUCAAACUUGACGCCGUUUCUCUUCGAAACUAAUCAGGAUCCUUUGCUGAAAUAAACAUAUCUUCAACCAAGAUAAGUCAAAUCGUGUACAAUUAAAUAGCAUUGUCUGCAAUCUUUCAACCUGGAUUUUAAAACAAUGACAUACGAAACUUCAUCUCACGUAUGUUGAUUUAUUGUGUUCAAUGACAAAAUCCACUCAGAAUUAUUAUUAUUUAGCACAUGAGCAAAGCAAUGACAUCACUCAUAUAUUGUUUCCCAAGAACGAAAAUCAUGUAUUUAAGUACCUAGUGCAGGAACAUGUUACUUAGCUCAGAAGAAUAUCCCAUCUCCCAAAAAUGGAGAAGCCUGCAGAGCUCGUGUUCAUCCCAUCCCCUGGUAUAGGCCACCUGGUUUCAACACUUGAGAUCGCAAAGUUCCUUCUGUCUCGAGACGACCAACUCUUGAUCACUGUCCUCAUCAUGAAGUUUCCCGCUGUUUCCAAAGGCACUGAUGCUUAUGUCGAGUCAUUUGCAGACUCUUCUUCUCCCAUAUCACAGCGUAUCAAGUUCAUCAACCUCCCACAAGUCAAUAUUGACCAUACGGAAGGCAGUGUCCGCAAUAGCUUGAUCGGUUUGGUUGAAAGUCAGCAACCCCAUGUUAAAGAUGCCAUCACAAAACUCAGCGAGUCCAAGACUCGACUUGCGGGGUUUGUCGUCGACAUGUUCUGUACGGCUAUGAUCGACGUGGCCGACCAAUUUGGCGUUCCUAGCUACGUGUUCUUCACCUCCGGCGCCGCCGCGCUCGGGCUAAUGUUCCACCUCCAAGCGCUGCGCGAUCAAGACGGCAAGGACUGCACCGAGUUCAAAGACUCCGACGCUGAGUUGCUCAUCCCGAGUUUUGUCAAUCCCUUGCCAGUUGCUAAAGUCCUACCUGGCAGGCUAUCCGUAAAGGAGGGAGCAGAAUCAUUUCUCAACAUUAUCAAAAGGUUUAGAGACACCAAGGGUAUUUUGGUGAACACGUUUGCAGACCUAGAAUCGCAUGCCCUUCAUGCUCUUUCAUUUGAUGUCGAGAUCCCUCCCGUAUAUCCGGUAGGACCCUUACUUAACUUGAACACCAAUGAAAGUCGUGUGGAUUCGAACGAGGCCAAGCAGAAGUCUGAUAUCUUGAAAUGGCUUGAUGAUCAGCCUCCAUUGUCUGUAGUGUUCUUAUGCUUUGGAAGCAUGGGAAGCUUUGGCGAGGACCAGGUGAAAGAGAUCGCCCAUGCCCUGGAGCACGCGGGCCAUCAGUUCUUGUGGUCCUUACGUCGGCCCCCACCCACAGGAAAAAUUGCUUUUCCAAGUGACUACGAUGACCACACCGGAGUCUUGCCCAAAGGGUUCCUCGAUCGAACAGUUGGGAUUGGAAAGGUCAUAGGCUGGGCCCCGCAAGUUGCCAUCUUGGCUCACCCAUCUGUGGGAGGAUUUGUAUCCCAUUGUGGGUGGAAUUCCACGCUUGAGAGUCUUUGGCACGGUGUGCCUGUUGCUACGUGGCCAUUGUACGCGGAGCAACAGCUGAACGCGUUUCAGCUGGUGAAGGAAUUGGAAUUGGCGGUGGAAAUUGAUAUGAGCUACCGGAGCGAGAGUCCAGUUCUUGUGAGCGCGAAGGAGAUAGAGAGAGGAAUAAGAGAGGUGAUGAAACGUGACAGUGAUAUAAGAAAGAGAGUGAAAGAAAUGAGUGAGAAGGGCAAGAAAGCUUUGAUGGAUGGUGGGUCGUCAUACUCUUCCGUGGGACAUUUUAUUGAUCAGAUUUAAAAUUCAUGAUCAUACGUGGAUCGGGUCCUCGCAUCAUAUUUUCUUCCGUUUAUUUGUUGGAGGCGCAGAUAUGGGUGUAGAAAGUGUUCACACUUACUAGGUAGAUUUGUUGAACAAGUUUGCUUACUAUGACUGUUGAUGCAUUCAGAGUUGAAUAAAUAAAAUAAUACAACAUAGUUUAUUCAGUGGAAAAUUUUUGCACCGACUUGGUUUAAACAAAACUUUCAUAUCAUUAAUAUUACUGUAUUAUAAAUUUCCUAUUUUAGGUUGGUACAUGUCUACUGUCUUCAUCGAGUUUCUAAGGAUACAUCUUUGAUAAUCAUGUCAUUUGUUUUAUUUAGGUCUUCUUGCACAACGUACUCUGCA
Molecule: messenger RNA, 2644 nt
Organism: Rosa rugosa (rugosa rose)
Lineage: Eukaryota; Viridiplantae; Streptophyta; Magnoliopsida; Rosales; Rosaceae
Product: putative UDP-glucose flavonoid 3-O-glucosyltransferase 3
Exons: 1
Coding region: 845-2278 (477 amino acids)
Molecular function (GO): UDP-glycosyltransferase activity
Source: RefSeq, a predicted model, not a curated record